CCUUCACACUAAUGACUAUAGCUUGGCCUGUUGAGUGAGCCCAGGCAAGAUUUUCUUUCCCAUUGCGGACUGGUAUACACGAGUGUCAAUGGCCGGCGAAUGUCGCAAGAGGUCAGAAAGUUCGCAGGGCUGUCACUCGUACCCACAUCCACCAUCACCUCGUUCGCAAGGUGCAGCACAGCACAGCACAGCACAGCACAGCACAGCACCUGAUCUGCUCCUUCUUGGCCACUGCCAUGUCUUUCAACAAUACGAUGAUGCAUCGACAGUCGACCGCCAAUGCGGCCUCGCUCGCGAAACAACAAGGUGUCUGUAGCACCGAAGACAAUCAAAGCAGCUCCGCAGAGCCAUCCAGCCUCGCCGCUGAUACUUACCCGCUCUGCCUGUCCGAGUACACACGCUAUGGCAGACAACUCAUCCUGCCAUCGUGGGGCAUGCCGUCACAGCUGGCACUCAAACGCAGCAGGGUGCUGGUGGUGGGAGCGGGUGGAUUGGGCUGUCCGGCGAUCCAAUACCUCGCUGCGGCUGGAGUCGGGCACAUUACUGUGGUGGAUCACGAUGUGGUGGAGAGGAGCAACUUGGCGAGACAGAUCCUGCACGAUGAAGCGACUGUCGGACUGAGCAAGGUGGAGAGCGCCGAGAGAGCGGUGCAGAGGAUCAAUCCUCACGUGCGAGUAGAUUCGAUCGCAUCUGCAUUCGACAAGACGAACGCCAUGCCUCUCGUUUCCUCGCACGACCUCACUUUGGACUGCACAGAUAAUGUUUUGACUCGCUAUCUCAUCUCCGAUACUGCUGUGCUCUGCAGCAAGCAGGUGGUCAGCGGUGCAGCACAAGGAGUAGAGGGGCAGCUCAUGGUGCUCAACAAGAAUCCUCACAACUCGGACGCGGCUCCGAAAGACGGAUCAUCUGCAGCAGGACCAAGCAGAGGGCCAUGCUACAGGUGCAUGUUCCCCAAAGCGCCCAGACCCGACGAUGUGGUGGAUUGCUCCGACGGGGGCGUCUUUGGUGGGAUCACCGGUCUGGUGGGCACUCUGCAGGCCGUCGAAAGCAUCAAGCUGCUCUCGGACAUGGGCGCAUCGACCCCUCCAGCUUUGCUCCUCUGCUCUGCUUUUUCCUAUCCGCCUUUUAGAUCGAUCAAGCUGAGACCUGCCAGACCAGAUUGUCGCUCGUGUGGAAAUCCUGAAAAUGUGGAAAGUCGCAUCUCAGAUCUAGCACAGGAGGAUUAUGCGGCGUUUUGUGGCCUCAAUGACGUGCGCGGUCAAGGGGGGAGCCGAGGCGGUCGAGAUCGGAUAUCUGUCCAGGAUCUCGCUGGCAUUCUGCAAAACGGAGCAGAGACUACCCAAGCCAAUCCUCGGUCACUUUUGAUCGACGUUCGACCAAAGGUGGAGUACGGCAUCGUCAGCUUGCCCAAUACCUGCAACAUACCGUACACCGACUUGCGUCGAAACCCUAGCGAGACUCUUCGGCGCAUCCGAACAUUGCAAAAUAGUGUUGCGCCCAUCAGCAGCAGCGGCAACCCUUCGAACCGCAGCACCUCGAAGCAGAGCACUUGCGCAUCGAAGGUAUCGCCUAGCAUCUACUUGCUCUGCAGACGCGGCAAUGACUCUCAGAUUGCCGCUGAUCUGCUUCACGAGGCUCAAGAUGAGCAAGCGUCUACGACAGGCAAUGAAGAGGUGCACACUUUCGCUGCGCAGCGCGCAGAUGGAUUCACCUUUGUAGACGUGAUCGGCGGGCUACAAGCGUGGAGCAAAGAGGUCGACCCGAGCUUCCCAGUCUAUUGA
Messenger RNA from Ceraceosorus guamensis, 1781 nucleotides. RefSeq lists its product as hypothetical. Gene Ontology annotation, cellular component: cytosol; cytoplasm. The record is from RefSeq and is a predicted model, not a curated record. The coding region runs from base 237 to 1781 and encodes 514 amino acids. Gene Ontology annotation, biological process: protein urmylation; tRNA wobble position uridine thiolation. Gene Ontology annotation, molecular function: adenylyltransferase activity; URM1 activating enzyme activity; thiosulfate-cyanide sulfurtransferase activity. NCBI's taxonomy places the organism in Eukaryota, Fungi, Basidiomycota, Exobasidiomycetes, Ceraceosorales, Ceraceosoraceae. The transcript is spliced from 5 exons.